UUCUGUCAUUGCUCGAACGCGUGCUUUUUUGUACCAUUAUUGUCUUCUCUCGCAGGCAGAUAUUACAACACCGGUUGAUGGCUGCUGGCGAAGCAAGUGCAAGUGCAAGAGCAAGAGCAAGAGCAGUGAGGAUGAGAUGGAUUCUUCUCGUCAAGGUUCACCUCAGCUACCGCCUCCGACCCUCGACCUUUCCCUCGGCUUAGCUUCCUCCGAUCCAUUCUCCAGCACUCACGGCACGAGGGACGUGAGGCUCUUCCCUUGCCUCUUCUGCAACAAGAAGUUCCUCAAGUCGCAGGCACUCGGAGGACAUCAGAACGCGCACAAGAAAGAGAGAAGCGUCGGCUGCACCUCCCAAACCUAUCUUCCGCCUAAGAACGACGCUGCUGAUGAUCACAACUCGGAUCCAUCUCGGUUCUCCGCCGCACCGCGUGGUGAUCACUUGGAGAGCUUCAGGUCCUACGCUGUCCCAUGGACUGUAAGCAGCAGGAGGGCAGUAUACGCUACCGGAUGCCCCUCCUCCUCCAGCAGUAGGCACAGAGGCCCCCACCAAGCUCAUCAGGCACUGCUACUGGACUUUCUAGGUCAUUCCGACGGCAGUACUGUAGGUUUUGCUUCAGCCGCUGGUGGCGGUGAAGACAUGGCCAACGUUGAUCUCUCCUUGAGGCUCUAGAUCACUGCUAUAGUCUAUAUAAGUCUGGAACUGGAAUUUCCCAGCACUAGAAAAGCUUUCGUUGUAGCUUAUUUUCCUUUUCGGUGCCUUUUGCUCGUGUAAGGUUCUGUUGUUCGUACUGAAUAGUUGUGCUUUGUCUUUCCAUGAGUCCGGGCAUUAUAAGUGUUGCUUGCGGCAGGAGAAGGGUUUGCAUGAGAAGACACUGCACGUGAUGUGGUGGGACGUUGAUAUAUGAGCUUGUACAUUUUGCCGGCUGGAACAUCAUUCAACACCCUACUCUGAAA
Molecule: messenger RNA, 954 nt
Organism: Musa acuminata subsp. malaccensis (wild Malaysian banana)
Lineage: Eukaryota; Viridiplantae; Streptophyta; Magnoliopsida; Zingiberales; Musaceae
Molecular function (GO): DNA-binding transcription factor activity
Source: RefSeq, a predicted model, not a curated record